GUGAAAGGCCUUUUAUCUGUGAUUCUGAAGGUUGUGGCUGGUCUUUCACCAGCAUGUCCAAGCUACUAAGACAUAAAAGGAAACAUGAAGAUGACAGGAGGUUUACAUGUCCAGUAGAAGGCUGUGGGAAAUCCUUCACAAGAGCAGAACACUUGAAAGGCCACAGUAUAACUCACCUAGGCACAAAACCAUUUGAAUGUCCAGUGGAAGGUUGUUGUGCAAAAUUCUCUGCACGCAGCAGUUUGUAUAUUCACUCCAAGAAACAUCUUCAAGAUGUGGAUUCAUCAAAGACCCGUUGCCCAGUGUCCAGUUGUAAUAAAUUGUUCACUUCCAAGCACAGUAUGAAGACUCACAUGGUCAAACAGCACAACUUCAGUCCAGAUCUCUUAACCCAGCUUGAAGCAACCAGUUCCCUCACGCCUAGUAGUGAACUCACCAGUCCAGGACAAAGUGACCUCAGCAACAUAGACCUUGUGUCCCUUUUCUCCAAUGUGUCUGGUAACAAUUCUGGGAUUGCAACAGAUAUGGCUUUAGUAAACUCUGGAAUUGUCACCAUAGAUGUUGCUUCAGUAGGCUCUACGCUUGGUGGAAACCUUUCUGUCAAUAGCAAUUCCCUAGGUCAAACAGUUGACCCUUUGAUAUUGGUGGCGAGUAGUGAUAUUCCACAUAGCCUGGACAGUUCUCUCUUGAUGGGAACCACUGCUACAGUUUUACAGCAAAGUACUUCAAAUCUGGAUGAUGUACAGACUGUAAAUGCAGAAGCCUUAGGUUCGCUAGCAUCUUUAUCAGUGAAGAAUUCUAGUCAAGACCUACAUGGUUUGACAUCCAGCAAUAAUCUAACGAUAGACACUACCACUUUGACCCCUUCCAGCAGCCUUGGUGGAAGCAAUGGACCUGAGUUACUGACACCAACUAAAGCUGAACGAAACUUGCUUCCCAGCUCGGAUGUUGUUGGUCAACAGGAAGGCAGUAAAGUGGUGACACAGUUUGUGUUCUCCAACCCACCAGGAAGCUACAGUGCUCAGAAAGAAAUGGAUCUUAGCACAGUGACUUGCAGCUCAUUUUUGGAGAGCGGUGGAUCUGCAAGGACAGACUACAGAGCCAUUCAGCUAGCCAAGAAAAGAAAACAAAAAGGGAAUGGGAGCAGCACAGCAGCAUCAAAUUCUGGCCAGAGGAAAAGCAAAGGUGGUAAAGUGAGUCCUACCAACUUCUCAUCUACCAGUCAUGGGAAUCGAUUGUGUGGCAACAUUGUUUUGCCAAAUGGAGGCCUAACAAUAAGGGAUCCAGCAACUGGCGCACAGUAUGUGCAAAUUCAGCUACUUCAAGAUGAUCCCCCAGGAGAGGGAGACUUGCCCUUUCAGCUCAGCUCUCAGUCUUCCUCAUCACAUUCUCAACUUACAGUGGACUUACCUGUUCAUAUCCUUCAGGAACCACACAACUCCACAGAAGAUGAUGCAGGUUCUGAUAACUCUCAGUUCACCGGAAGCACAAUAAACUUACAGGACCUGGAAUGAUUGUUAGGAAUAUUAAUUUGAAAACAGAAUGGUGCAGUCAUAUCUUGACAAAGCAAAUAUAGCUGUGUUCCAGUUUCUCAAGGAAAAUAUGAAAAGUAGGAGUACAUGACUAUGAUCACACAUAGUGUCAGUUACAUGAAAAAAGAAUAAUAAUAAUAAAAAAAUCAGCAAAUCCUACUUACCAUGUCUAUGUAAGAUAUUCUUUCUGUCUUGUGGUCAAAGAUGCUGGGGCCGGACUUGCUGAAAUCCCAUUGUAGAAAAGUGCCAUAGCUAUUAAACGUCUAACCAGGGUAAUAAUUUUCCUGUUUUCACAAGAAAGCAAAUUUCACAGCUAAUGAACAAAUACAAACUUAACAUUUUUUGUGUAACUUUUUAAACUUUUCCUCCAUUAGGAAAGGUCUCCUGCUUGGCAUGGAUGAUAUGGAAUUGGGGGAGGAGGAGGAGGGAAUCCUGAAAUAUUUUUUUCCCAAACUUGUUUCAGCCAUCUUAUGUAUUGACAGCAAAUUGCAAUAAAAUAUUUUACAAGGCAUGGUAGGAAAGUAGGAUAGUGCCCAGAAAGCAGGGAGAAGAAAUGAAUUAAAAGUCCCUGGGAUAGCAAAAUAUAGAUUAAAUAUUAACUGUGAAUGAGUUUUGAUGCCUAUGUUGAGCUUCCCCCUCUCAUUCAUCCUGAAUAAUAUUUAGCUGAAUUCUUCCAGCAAGACUUGAAAAAAGAAAACUUCGUUAGAGAACUAUAUUCUCCAUAAACAAUUAGCUAAUGUUCCAACAGCAUUUGACAAGUUAGGUCUGUCUUAACCGUCCCUAUUUUGGUGAAAUGUUUGACAGCCACUUAAUUCAAAGCACCUUCAUUAUGUUUUUAUACUACAAAAAGUGUUCCCAAGUUACUCAUAACUAGCCACUAUCUUUUAGAAUUAUAUAUUCUGAUACCACUUGAUCUUCAUUAAAAUGUAGAAUAUCUAGUGAGCAUAGUGUCCAGCUGGCCGACUGAUUAUCCAGUCGUCAGAGUUUUUUAGAGGGAGAGGAAAAGUAUUGUUAACUAGGAAGAAUUGCCUCAUUUGAAAAAUUGCAGUUUCUAGAAGAAUAGCUGUAUGUACUGUACUGAACUGAAUUGAAUAAGCCUGAAUAAGCAUAGGGUUGUGUAAAUUCUCAAUGGAAAAAACAAAACACCUUUUGGUUAUUAAAUUUUAAGGUAGUAAUUUAAAUGUUUUAUGGUGAUGUCCUGAAUGCCUAUAAAAUUACGUAUAGGACUUUGAUAAAGGGGGGUAUGUGGGGGUUUUUUUUCCUCAAUGAGUUGUGUGUAUGCACGUAUGUGUAUAUAUUUUUUACAGAAUAAGAUGUCAUGCAGAAGAACAUUGCGAUCUUCCUAAUAUUGCACAUAUUUAUUUAUUUAGUUAUACUGUUGUUGAAUUCACCUGAGGUUGUUCAGAAAUGCUUUUACUUCCUGUGCCUUUUGAACUAUGUAUAUGUCCAGAUAAAUACUUUUUGGUUUCUGAGUCUUGAAAGCAGUAUACAGGCUAUUUUCACUUCAAACUCUGAUUUGCAGGCAGUAUUUUAUCCUCUGAACGAACAUUGUUUUUCUGUCUGUGGUGGCUAAACAAUUUGAGCAUUGGAUAUGCCUGUGCUCAUGCCCAAGGGAUCUCUAGCCUGCCUCAGAUGAGGUCUCCAAGCCAGAGUGAGUCAGUGAGGAGAUUUCACCCACUUGUUGUGGGGACUGCUGUUUUGUUUGAUCAUGGAGUCCAAUGUGGAAAGGUUAAAGGGGCUUGUGAGUCAUCUGCAGGAGCACAGCACUGUUGAACAGACUACUGGGUCUUGCUUUAGAGCAGUCGCUAAUGCUGUCCCUGAAAGCUGUCACCCUGAAUGCCAAACUCCUCAUGGAACCAUACCAGUUGUUCUUAAAUUAAGAAAAUGGCAAAGAAACCUAAUUUCUUUCUAUGGGAUUUAAAACUGCAUCUGUUUCUACUUCUGAAAAUGUACCUCACUUGGCUUUGUAUAUGAAUGUAAAUUGCUAACUGCUUGGGGCCGAGACUCCGGUUAAUCGGCUUGAAGUCCAUUGCUGGCAAUGGACAGCUGAAGAACUGCUGGUGCAAAAGGAUUAAUAAAGCUUUUUUUAUGGUCA
This is a messenger RNA of Trachemys scripta elegans, 3627 nucleotides long. RefSeq names its product ZXD family zinc finger C (gene ZXDC). Gene Ontology annotation, cellular component: nucleus. NCBI's taxonomy places the organism in Eukaryota, Metazoa, Chordata, Testudines, Emydidae. Gene Ontology annotation, biological process: regulation of transcription by RNA polymerase II. The record is from RefSeq and is a predicted model, not a curated record. Gene Ontology annotation, molecular function: transcription coregulator activity.